Messenger RNA from Arabidopsis arenosa, 1502 nucleotides. The record is from the annotation of a GenBank genome assembly. NCBI's taxonomy places the organism in Eukaryota, Viridiplantae, Streptophyta, Magnoliopsida, Brassicales, Brassicaceae.
GAGUUUGGUCUUGUCUUUUUUCAAUCUCUCUUCAAUUUGCUAACAGCAGUCAUGGCAGGAAUGGCAUCUGAUGGAACACAAUAUGAUCCUCGUCAGUUUGAUACUAAGAUGAAUGCCGUACUCGGCGAGGAAGGAGAGGAAACAUUCUACACUAACUAUGACGAAGUUUGCGAUAGCUUUGAUGCAAUGGAAUUGAAACCAGAUCUUCUUAGGGGUAUUUAUGCUUAUGGUUUUGAGAAGCCUUCUGCUAUUCAGCAGAGAGGAAUUAUUCCAUUCUGCAAGGGUCUUGAUGUCAUCCAGCAAGCUCAGUCUGGAACUGGAAAGACCGCUACCUUUUGCUCUGGUGUUUUACAGCAGCUCGAUAUUAGUUUGGUUCAAUGCCAAGCUCUUGUUUUGGCGCCUACCCGAGAACUUGCCCAGCAAAUUGAAAAGGUUAUGAGGGCACUUGGUGACUAUCUUGGCGUCAAGGCUCAGGCUUGUGUUGGUGGAACUAGUGUUCGUGAGGAUCAACGCGUUCUUCAGUCUGGUGUUCAUGUUGUUGUUGGAACCCCUGGUCGUGUCUUUGACUUGUUGCGUAGACAAUCCCUCCGCGCUGAUGCAAUCAAAAUGUUUGUUCUUGAUGAAGCUGAUGAAAUGCUCUCUCGUGGUUUCAAGGAUCAGAUAUACGACAUCUUCCAGCUUCUUCCUUCCAAGGUUCAGGUCGGUGUUUUCUCUGCUACAAUGCCACCCGAAGCCCUUGAGAUCACAAGGAAGUUCAUGAACAAACCAGUCAGGAUUCUCGUCAAGCGAGACGAGCUGACUCUGGAAGGUAUCAAGCAGUUUUAUGUCAAUGUAGACAAGGAAGAGUGGAAACUCGAGACACUAUGCGAUCUCUACGAGACACUAGCCAUCACGCAAAGUGUCAUCUUUGUGAACACAAGGCGUAAGGUUGAUUGGCUAACCGACAAAAUGAGAAGCCGUGACCACACUGUCUCAGCCACACACGGAGACAUGGACCAGAACACAAGAGACAUCAUCAUGCGCGAAUUCCGCUCUGGAUCUUCCCGCGUCCUCAUAACCACUGACCUUCUUGCUCGUGGUAUUGAUGUUCAGCAAGUCUCUCUGGUCAUAAACUUUGACCUCCCAACCCAACCGGAGAAUUACCUUCACCGUAUUGGAAGAAGUGGAAGGUUUGGGAGAAAGGGAGUGGCAAUCAAUUUCAUGACAACGGAGGAUGAGAGAAUGUUGGCUGAUAUUCAGAGGUUUUACAAUGUGGUCGUUGAGGAGUUGCCAAGCAAUGUUGCUGAUCUUCUCUGAAGCCCCUUUUUUUCUGUUGCGGCGGCCGGGUAAUUUUCUUCUUUGUUUUUUACUGAGAAAAUGCUGUUUUUACCCCUUUUUUUGGCAGCUUUUCUAUGCUUUGAUUUUUGUUUUCAGGCUACUACUUAGAUUAAUAGUUCUUGGCAAAAAGAGAACAGAACUCAUUACAUGAUUUUGCUUUUUGGCAAUCAAAAACUUCGGCAUUA